Molecule: messenger RNA, 1244 nt
Organism: Macadamia integrifolia
Lineage: Eukaryota; Viridiplantae; Streptophyta; Magnoliopsida; Proteales; Proteaceae
Exons: 3
Coding region: 117-1172 (351 amino acids)
Cellular component (GO): endoplasmic reticulum
Source: RefSeq, a predicted model, not a curated record
CGGCCGUUUCUUGGAGACCGUUGGAAGAUUUAAAUUUCGAAAUCCUCUCUCUGAAGUCUAAAGAUCUUGAGAGACCCAGAAGGAGCAGAGAGAACGGAGAAGAAAGAAGCCCAUGUAUGAAGACCGCGGUGCUCACAUCGUCAUCUUCUGCAAGAACCCUUAGCAGCACCAUGGAAGAUCGAUCAGAAAGCCGUGACAGCUACUAUUUUCCGGGAUGCCGGAAAGAUGCCAACUGUUCUUGCGAAAUCUGUCUUGCGAGCAUCAAUGCGACUUUGGAUCUCAUGCCUAUGAGCACUCAACGAAGCUCUAUGACGAAGUUCUCAGCCUCAAAAUCCAAGGUAGAAAGAACCCCUGUUUCUUUCAAUCGUUCUGUCCUCUCCACACCCAAAUCAGAUGUGUACCAGAUUUCCACAACGCCGCCUCUCAAAUCGACUGGAAAAUCGGGUCCCUCUGAGAAAAUGAAGAAGAAACCUAGGGUUUUUGGUUUCAACAUCUGCAGAUUUUUAGUGGUUGCAAGCUUAAUUUUUGCCGCAGAUUCUUUGUUGGGUUGGUUGAUUUUGGGGCUUUUCAGCCCUGCAUUGUCACCUGAGAUUGUGAGGAGGGUGGGGGAGGAGUCUUACAUUCUGGAAGAUUGGAAUUCUAAACUAGACUUCUUGGAGAAGAAGCUAGGAGAUAUGGUUCAUUUCAAUGUCUCAAACUGCAGAUCCACUAAUUCUCUAUGGAAGCUAGAUCAGGAAGGAUUGCUAUUAAACUCGCGAUGUACAUUGUACAAAUCCAUAUCAGAGGAGUUGAGCAUAUGGGGAUGGCCUCUUCAAACUGCAGGGUUGCUUACAUCAGGGCUUUCUUCUCGGUCAUUCACCAUCUUGACAGGCAGAGUCACAGAGUGGUCAGAGGGGAGGCUUGGGUUCUCAAUUCGCAAGGCAAACAGUUCAUGGGUACAAACAAGAUGGAGUGCCUCAGCUGUGCAAAUGGAUUCUAAUACCUGGAUUCUUGAAUAUCGAUCCAGCUCAGUGUUGCAGAACUCAAAAUUCUUUAGAGCAGCAUUCGAGUUCUUGAAGUUCAGAAUGUCAAGAAUAGUUAGAGAGAUGAAGCAGCAAUUUUGGUUAUUGCCUGCUUUUUUUCACCAUUAUAGCAUUCAUUCGGAGGAUGUCGUUUACAGACAUCCAACUUAAGAUGUACCAAAUCUCAUGCCUUAUGAGACACUUUGAUCUAUUAGUAAAACUGCUGAUCUUAUUGAUUAAAAA